AUGACAAUCAAAAUAUAUCUAUUCACGAGUUCCAUUCUAUCCAAUUUGACGAAUUUCAAAUCCUAUACCGAAUCAAUAUGUACUUCACUUGAUACAUAUUCUACAGUGAUAGCUUCGUUACCAGAGCAAUUAUCCAAGGUUAUCAACCACAUGGUUGCAUCUACUUUAAAUAGCAUGAAAAUGCAAUCUUUGAAGACGUUAAUAUCAAUAAUAACUAUUAUAAAACUGUUAAUCGUGUUUUAUAUAGAUAUAUUCUUAGGAACUUAUGUUUGUCUCUUGACAGCUGCAGUUGGUGGAACCGUUGAUUUUGCACUAGAUUCUACUCAAGUGGUCCUUAAAUCGGUAAAUGAAACUAUUAUUUCAAUAAGUGAAGAUAUUCAAGAUGGGUUGAACGGACUACUGAAGGUGAUUAAUAAACUACUCUCUGGAGUUGAUAAAGUAAAAUCGUUCUUUACAAAUCAAGAUACUGAUUCUUCACAGUAUGCUGAUAAAGUUAAUUUAUCUAUAAAAGCAUUGCAAAACGUAAAAAUUCCCGAGUCAGUACUUACGGAUAUCGAAAAGUUUAAAGAUAAAGUACCAGACUUCAACGAAUUACAAAAUACAUCAAAACUAUUAAGUAAACCAUUUGAGAAAAUAACCCUGGAACUAAAUGAACUGGUUCACUUUAAAAAUAUUACAUCUGACCAAUUGAAAUUAGCAGAUACUCCAUCUGUUAAUUUUUGUUCAAAUUCGUUAGAUAUAGACAAAUUCUACACGGAGUUGGCCAAAAAAGUUCAGCUAACUUCCAAUAUAAUCAUAAUUGUCUUACUUAUCAUGGCAAUGUUUGCAAUUGCCUCAUUUGUUGUUGUUGAAUAUUUCAAAUGGAGAAAAUCCCAACGCAUGAUAAAUGAAAUACUUUUGAAUAAAAAUCAGGAAUCAUAUUUUGUUCUGACAAGGAAUAUAAUGAAUAGAUACAAUAGUAGCUUGAUUUAUUACAUUGAAAGAUUCGUCUCUAUUCUGCCUUCAAGAAAGGAUAAUGUAUUCUGGUUGUUAUCCUAUAUUACGACUUCAUAUUCUUUAACGGUUCUCAUUAUCGGAAUUGCUGGUCUAUUCACCGUCUUACUCCAAUAUAUUAUCCUUAAAAUUAUCUUGACAAGCUUUAAAAGUCUCAAAACAGAUUUGAAAGAUAUUAAGACCCAAAUGACCAAGUUAAUGGAAAAUGCAACCUCGGUUUAUAUAAGACAGACAAACAAUUACAUUGGAUCACAACAAAAACAGAUAAAUGAUGAAUUAUUUGGUAAUAUAAAGUCGGCUUCGGCGUCAGUAAACUCAACUAUAAAUGAUUUUCUAACGAAAAUGAAUACUACUAUAAACUCAGUAUUCGCUAGUACACCAUUUAGUAAACCUGUCAAUACAGUCGUAUAUUGUACCAUAGGGAAAAAACUUCUUAAGAUUGAACAAGGAUUAACAUGGAUAGUAGAUAAUUUGUCAGUUUCACUACCACAGUUACCUAAAAACCUAACGGAAGACUUUAUGACCAACUAUUCCAAAGAUCAUAGCGGUAUUCAUAAACUUACCGACAACAUUACAAGUGGUAUCACUCUAUUACUUGAUACAUAUAAAAAGAGUUUGCUCAUAGAACUAUAUAUUUCUUCUGCUAUAUUAGGAAUCUGGAUAUUGCAAAUAGUCAUUGGGCUCAUUUUAAUAUGGUACAGAAGUUUCAAAAGUCGUAAAGUAGAUAAUGAACCUGAAAAAAUACAAGGAGAACCAAUAAUCGGAAACCCUAAACCCUUGACAGCAGAACAAAGAAAGGAGUAUGGCUAUCCUCAUAUAGAUCCAUUUAAUGAAAAGGUUGACGCUAGUUCAAGUAUAUACUCAUUGUAA
Debaryomyces fabryi is the source of this 1863-nucleotide messenger RNA. RefSeq names its product pheromone-regulated protein (gene PRM1). Gene Ontology annotation, cellular component: mating projection tip. The record is from RefSeq and is a predicted model, not a curated record. NCBI's taxonomy places the organism in Eukaryota, Fungi, Ascomycota, Pichiomycetes, Serinales, Debaryomycetaceae. Bases 1 to 1863 code for a protein of 620 amino acids. The transcript has a single exon.